Molecule: messenger RNA, 2355 nt
Organism: Encephalitozoon romaleae SJ-2008
Lineage: Eukaryota; Fungi; Microsporidia; Unikaryonidae
Product: DNA replication licensing factor Mcm2
Exons: 1
Coding region: 1-2355 (784 amino acids)
Biological process (GO): mitotic DNA replication initiation; DNA replication; double-strand break repair via break-induced replication
Cellular component (GO): MCM complex; nucleus
Molecular function (GO): single-stranded DNA binding; single-stranded DNA helicase activity; 3'-5' DNA helicase activity
Source: RefSeq, a predicted model, not a curated record
AUGGCGAAAAGAAGGCUUGAAGAGGAUGAGAAUAUAUCUGAAGAGGAAAAGGAUCUAGGGAUGGGCAUUGUCGGGGAGCUCGGGAGUGAGGAUAUGGAUGAGAUCAAGGAGGAGUUGUAUGAAUCUGAAAGGGCGUUUGAAUCAAGUGAGGUUGUGGAGCAUUCUGAUAUUGAAGACUUCAUAGGGCAGGAAGCGGAGAGCAUAAGAUCUGAGGACAACAGAGUGAGGAGGGAGACUGUGUCUGAGGAUGAGUACGAUGCAGAAGAGAUACUCAAGGCACCUGAGGUAACAAAGGAUUUUUUUGAGCAGGAUUUCUUUAGAAUCAAGUUGGUUAAAAAGUUCGUUUGUUUUUUUAACGAAUUUAAGGGCAAGAAGUAUGCUGCAAAGAUUCGAAAGAUGUGCUCUGAGAAUCUCGAGAGUAUAGAGGUGAGCUACCUAGACAUCGAAGAAGAGUCGAUGGAUUUGAUUAGACUUCUCAACCAGCAUGCAGAGAUGACUAUCGAGGUGAUGGACAAGGCUUUAUCUGAUGUAGUAAGGAUGCACUUUCCUAACUACUACCUGAUAAAGCCCAAGGUGCAUGCAAGAAUUACUGACCUUCCUGUUUGCGAUACCAUCCGAUCACUAAGAAAUAGCCAUCUUGGAAGGUUGGUGAGGGUUAGCGGUGUUGUUACAAGAAGAAGUGGAGUAUUUCCGCUUUACUCCAUUGUGAAGUUCAGCUGUCUUAAGUGCAAAUCUGUCUUCGGACCUUUUGUGGCAUCUUCAUUCAAGCCCACACAUUGCUUUGAAUGCCAGUCAAGAGGACCCUUUACAGUCAAUACAUCUGAAACCAUCUAUAAGGACUUCCAGAAACUAACGAUUCAAGAAGUCCCUGGAAGUGUUCCUCCGGGGUCUCUUCCUAGAUCGAAGGAAGUGUUACUAUUCUAUGACCUGAUUGAUUGUGCAAAGCCUGGGGAGGAAGUGGAGGUCACAGGGAUAUACAAGAACAACUUCAAUGUAUCUCUAAACAUCAAGAACGGAUUUCCCGUGUUUUUUACAGUAAUCGAGGCCUGCUCCAUUAGUAAAAGGGUUGGAAGGAUUGAGAUGACCGACGAUGACAUCAGGGAGAUUAAGAAGAUUGCAAGGCACCCGGAGAUUAAAAGAAUAGUGAUCAACUCGAUAGCACCGUCUGUUUACGGGCAUGAGGAAGUGAAGAGAGCUGUGGCUUUGGCGAUGCUUGGAGGAGUUGCUAAAGAAAGUACAAGCCAUAGAAUCAGAGGGGAUAUAAAUGUCCUUCUACUAGGAGAUCCCGGAAUGGCCAAGUCCCAGUUUCUCAGGUACGUGGAGAAUACAUCCCAUAGAGCUGUUCUAGCAACAGGGCAGGGGGCUUCGAGUGUGGGGCUUACUGCAUCUGUUCGGAAGGAUCCUGUUGUGAAGGAAUGGACCCUUGAAGGAGGGGCAUUAGUACUAGCCGAUAAGGGAAUAUGUCUUAUUGAUGAGUUUGACAAGAUGAAUGAGCAUGACAGAACGAGUAUACAUGAAGCAAUGGAGCAACAGUCCAUCUCCAUAUCGAAGGCUGGGAUUGUUGCAACACUUCAUGCAAGAUGUAGUGUAAUAGCAGCUGCAAACCCAAUAAGAGGGAGGUACAAUGGGUCCUUGACAUUUUCUCAGAAUGUAAAUCUCAGUGAUCCAAUAAUAUCGAGGUUUGAUAUUCUUUGUGUUACAAAAGACAAUAUCGAUGCCGGGGAGGACGAAAAAACAGCAAGGUUCAUCAUAGACUCGCAUGGGGGAUGUGGAAAGGAGAAGCCCCGUGGAUUUGAUGCAAAGAGAAUGAUGAUGAGCCAAGACCUAUUGAAGAAGUACAUACUUUAUGCAAGGACCAACGUUAUGCCGGUUUUCAAUGAUGUUGAUAUCGACAAGAUUUCGAGCUUAUAUUUGGAGCUCAGAAAGGAAAGCUUGCCUUCUGGGCUUCCUGUGACUGUAAGGCAUGUGGAGAGCAUUGUUCGGAUCAGCGAAGCAUUUGCAAAGAUGAGACUUAGCUCGAUUGUUUCUGCCGAAGACAUUGAUGAAGCUAUUUCCGUUGUUCUGGAUUCUUUUAUGGGCGCUCAGAAAUAUUCCAUGUCCAAGAGCCUGAGGAAGAAGUUUGUAAAGUAUUUCAACAGGAGCAACACCGAUGUCCUGGUCUUUCUUUUAAAAGAGAUGUUUAAUGAAAAGGUGAGGGCAUUCCACUCGUAUUCGGUGUCUGUGGACGAGUUCGAGCGUAGGAUCUCUUCUUUUGGGUUUUCCGCCCCACCCAACUUCUAUUUGUGCGAUUUGUUCAAGAACAACGGAUUCCGGCUUGACAGGGAGGCACGGCUAAUAUUAAGGAACACUUACUGA